UCCUGGCGUAAUGGAAAGCUUACCAACAACAUCCAGAUCGGAUUUUGUUCCUCAACUAUGAGACUAUGAGAGCUGAUCCUUUGCCGUACGUGAAGAGUCUGGCUGAGUUUAUGGGGUAUGGAUUCACAGCGGAGGAAGAGGAGAAAGGUGUUGUUGAGAAAGUGGUGAGUCUUUGCAGCUUCGAGACAUUGAAGAAUCUUGAAGCUAACAAAGGAGAGAAAGACAGAGAGGAUCGUCCUGGUGUUUAUGCAAAUAGCGCUUAUUUCAGGAAAGGAAAGGUGGGAGAUUGGACUAAUUAUCUGACUCCAGAGAUGGCAGCUCGUAUCGAUGGCAUAAUGGAAGAUAAAUUUAAGGGCACCGGUUUGCUUGAACAUGGUAAAUGAGGGGUUCUUGUUCCGAACAAUGACUGAUCUUUUACAUGCUUUGUUUACAUCAAAAGUUUGCUUUUGAGUCUAAUAACUAAUAAGUUAUGUAUUGAAAGAAUAAAUGUUGUUAUGCUUUUAUACAACUGUAUUAUUUCUACAAAAAGAAUUGGCUUUGUAGUACCAUUAUAUAUCAUCAUUGUAGAGUCAGCUUUAACCGCA
Messenger RNA from Camelina sativa (false flax), 584 nucleotides. NCBI's taxonomy places the organism in Eukaryota, Viridiplantae, Streptophyta, Magnoliopsida, Brassicales, Brassicaceae. The record is from RefSeq and is a predicted model, not a curated record.